AUGCCUGGAAUUCUCCCGAUGAAAGUGAUCAAGGUCGGGAACGGCUCGCAGAGUCGUAUCGCCCAGGCCUGUGAUCGUUGCAGAAGCAAGAAGAUCCGUUGCGACGGCGUCCGUCCCUGUUGUACACAAUGCGCCAAUGUCGGCUUCGAAUGCAAAACCAGCGACAAGCUCAGUCGCCGUGCUUUCCCCCGUGGAUAUACCGAGUCGCUGGAGGAAAGAGUGCGCGCCCUGGAGUCCGAAGUUAGGGAUCUCAAGAACUUGCUGGACGAAAAGGAUGAAAAGAUAGAUGUGCUCUCUCGCAUUCAUUCUUUCUCCCCUUCCUCGCGUCAGAGACCUAGUGUUGCAGCGCCGUCGCCAUCUGCGCCUGCAAGGUCCAACGCCCCCGAUGUAGACGAGGGCGUAAUUCAAAUCCCACCAUCGUUGCCGCCUACCGAGUCGACCUCGGCUGAGAGUACAGGAAUAUCCAGUACUCGUGGCUUUGUUGAUAUCUUCACAAAUAGACUCAUAGAGCAAAACCGAUUACCAUCCAAUGUCGCGAUCAAGUCUUUGGCUACUCCCCCGGCCAUCUCCCAUUCCCGUGUCGACCAGGCUAUUCGCACGGCGCCUCGGCUCGUAUCCGAUCAGCUCAUCAACAUCUUCUUCCAAGAAUGGGCUCCUCUCUAUCCGGUUGUUCACCGACCCACUAUCCUCAAAGCUUAUGAGCAGUACCUUUCAGGCACCGAGUCUAUGCAGGGCAGCAAGCACGACUUGGCACAACUGAAUUUAAUCUUCGGAAUUGCCGCUCUUGCUUCAAUGUCGAGAACCAAUCAGGACCCCACCUUUUUCGAAGACAAUUGGUCUUCGAUCCUCGAAUCAAUCGCAAGUGACAUUUCUAUUACAACAAUGCAAUGCUACGUGCUCGCUCAAAUGUACUGCAUGACGAAGGGCGAUUACACAAGCCUCCUACGCUAUCGGGGUCUUGCUGUCAGUCUGAGCCAACAGCUUAGACUCCACCAGAGCCAGAAACGCUUCUCGUCGAAUGCGCUUGUGGCCGAAACCCGAAAGAAGGUGUUCUGGUGCCAAUAUACUCUCGAUCGAUUUACCGCCGCUUUGACGGGAUUGCCUGUCCUGCUGCGUGAAGAGGAUAUCAAGACUGAGUAUCCUGAAGAUAUCGACGAUGAAAAUGUUACGGAAACGGGCUUCUUGCCCACUCUUCCUGGCGAGUCUACCCGGAUCUCGAGUGCGAUCGCGCUAUUCGCCGGUUCGCGGGUGUUGAACAAGGUUUUGGAGGAAAUCUAUCCCUCUGACGGAGGGUAUGAUAUUUCUCUGUCGAAGCUACGCUCGGCUGCAGAGCAAUUGGAUGAGUGGGUGAAGGGCUUGCCUGCUCACCUCCGCCUUGAGUUCUCUCAAGACAAGCCUAGCACCAAUGUUACCAGUAGCCGGUCGCCACUUCUGUCCCUCGUCUAUUACUUCAUUCGUUCAUUGAUCCACCGCCCUGCGGUCUGCUUCGGCGAGGAGCACGUCCGAUCGCCUUCUAUCCUUACAGUUUCCGACUCAGCAAAGCAUAUUGUCCAGAUUCUUCAAUUGCUCGAUGAGAGACGUCUCUGCCUCUCUGUGAGUAUCAAUCGGAAGGAGCUGGUUUUCGCCACAGGACUGGGCCUCCUUUGGCAAAGCAUCGGUCUGAAGCGUGACAGCAAACUCGUCAAGGAGAGCCAAAAGUUGCUCACCGCAGUCAUCGAUCAACUAGAGUCUGAGUCGUCAUCCUCUGCCGCGGAAUUCAGCGCUUUGGCCAGUGUUUUUGUUUCCUUGAAUAAUAAGCACGUGGCGAUUGGUAAACCGCAGGACAUGUCGCCGCCCUUGCAGAGACCUCUGAAGUCCCCGAAGAAGCAGCUGCAGUCGUGGAAAUCGCGCUUGAGUGGAAUGACCGGCUCAAGCCACCACGAAACGCCAGAUUCGCCAUCUCGGAGGGCCACUAUUUGCGGAGCGAGUCCUAAUGCCGCUCAACGCCACAUCAGGUCUUCCAGCUGGGCUAGCUUGCCACCGGACAACUUCCACGCGCUAGAUGUGUCUACGAACAAGACAGUCUAUCCUUCGUCUUCCGGCUCGUACGAUAGCAGUCAUGUGCUUUCGAGCUCCGCACCCUCGGAUCACCCGGGCGGACCGAUCACGGUAUCCGACUGGGAAGUAGUCCUGAGUGACAUGGACCGCGGCUAUUCGAACAUCUUCACCGGGAUCUACGGAGGAAGGGAGUGUGGUGAGGACAGCGGUCCCUUCGCUUCCCUCACUGCCGAGUUCGCCCACAAGGGGGAUCCCAUGGUAGCACCGUUAUCAGCGCCACAAGCCGAGCUGCAAGGGUUGUCUCCCGAGGCAUGGUCAGCAAGUAGCAAUAGCGACGUGCCAGCCAAUCAGGACCUCCCGGCACAGAGUGUCCUCAGCUACUCUGAUGAAGGCAGUGCGGAAGACGGAGUGCCAUACAACGACAUGCGGCUGUCGCCGGAAGAGCAGGCCAAUUUCUUGGGUUCGUUCCGGAAUGUCAUGAUCCCAGCGGUGGAAGACGAAGUGGACGAAUUUGGGCUGAUUAACGGCUGGGAUCGACGACUGGCUGUCUGA
Molecule: messenger RNA, 2589 nt
Organism: Aspergillus niger
Lineage: Eukaryota; Fungi; Ascomycota; Eurotiomycetes; Eurotiales; Aspergillaceae
Gene: facB
Product: acetate regulatory DNA binding protein facB-Aspergillus niger
Exons: 5
Coding region: 1-2589 (862 amino acids)
Biological process (GO): regulation of DNA-templated transcription; DNA-templated transcription
Molecular function (GO): DNA binding; zinc ion binding; DNA-binding transcription factor activity, RNA polymerase II-specific
Source: RefSeq, a predicted model, not a curated record